GCCAAUUCAGCCACUUUUGCUGACGAGAAACAGAGAGGAAAAGAGGGAGAGGAAGAGAGAAGUUGAGCGAGAAGGGCAGCAGGCGCUCGGCAGCUAAAAUUGGAAGGAAAAGUGAGAAAAAAUAAGAGAUUUUGUGGAUUAAUCGGUGUUUAAAAUAUCCGGCGGGAGUAUGAGAGAAGUUACGAUCGGCUGUCUACAGUCCCUCGAGAAGAAAAUCAAGCUUUCAAACAUGGAGAAAAUAGAGGCUUGGACAGAAGAGGGGGAAAAAAAAAAAACCAUGGACACAUUGUUCUAUGCUCUAUGCCUCGAGGAAUUCAACCAGGUGUCUACUUGCAAGACCGCCAAGGAAAUUUGGGAUAAAUUGAAGGUCACUCAUGAAGGUACUAGUCAAGUCAAGAAAAUAAAGCUGUCGACAUCUCCCCUCGCCUGCCUCCUUACUCCACUGUCUCCCUCGUCUGCCUGCUCGCCGUCACCACCCUCUCCCCUGCCCUGGGAACUUGCCACCUUUCCUGCAGGUUGUAGCACUGCGGACCAUCGUGUGUUUCUACCACGGCCCCCACGUGUCGUUGCGAUGGCGGCGUGGCCUGCCAACCACCUCGUUUGUUUGUUUGGAUAAUAUAUUUAAAAUCAAUUUAGUCUGAACUGGAUGAACACCCUCAGUCGUUUCAAUUCUUUUCCUUUCACCCCUCCAAAUUAAGCAUUAUAAAUAAUCAAAAAUAAUCUGUUGCCUGAUGCGGGCGACGAUCUU
This is a messenger RNA of Diospyros lotus (date-plum), 748 nucleotides long. RefSeq lists its product as uncharacterized. Lineage: Eukaryota; Viridiplantae; Streptophyta; Magnoliopsida; Ericales; Ebenaceae. The transcript is spliced from 4 exons. Bases 170 to 616 code for a protein of 148 amino acids. The record is from RefSeq and is a predicted model, not a curated record.